AUGUCCUCAACAACAACCUUACAAAUGACCGGCGGGCCAAUCAUUUCAAUUUCAGAUAUGGACAACUUUAUGAAACUUGGAGAAUUAGCACAAGGCGCACGGAGUCAAAGGCCGAUAAAAAAGACCUCAUCAAUGGAUUUUGAUCUUCUUCGAGCAUCUGGUGAUGCCGCACGUAGAAGAAGAGGAAGUACUGCUUCCGAAGCAUCAACAUGUGGAUCACCUUCAUACACCCCAACAUCAUCCGCUUUCCAAAGUACUAGAUCAACACCUUGUGCGAGUCCUCUGUUACGGCCUAUCGAUACAUGUGAAUCACGAUAUGAUUUUAUGUUACCCGUUAAUUUACCGACACAAUGGACUCUACCUUCCUCGCACUCGGCAUCGGAGUUCAAUGGAGGGGGACUUGAAGGGGAUAGAGAUUCAUUUUUGAAGUUGGAUGUUAAUGUUGGAUCACCAUUUGAAAUCGGAAUGGCUUCGGAAUUAAGGAUUAUUAAUGCAGAUGGCUCUUAA
Molecule: messenger RNA, 507 nt
Organism: Sclerotinia sclerotiorum 1980 UF-70
Lineage: Eukaryota; Fungi; Ascomycota; Leotiomycetes; Helotiales; Sclerotiniaceae
Exons: 1
Coding region: 1-507 (168 amino acids)
Source: RefSeq, a predicted model, not a curated record